UCAUGCUUUUCCCUUGCCCUCCCUCCCUCCUCCUCCCCUUUCCUUCUUCUGUAUCGCAUCGCGCCUGCCUCGUGUAUUUGUGCGUGUGCGCGCGCUCUCCCCCCUUUCUCGUCCCGCGCGACACCUAACUUCGCCGACUGGAAUUUUGCGCGCGUGCACGCUUGUGUGCGCGUACGGGGGGGGCGGUGUAGGUGGAGGACCAUAGAGCUAGGGUUGUGUGAGAGGGACAGGGCUAGAGCGUCGAGGCAGACAGCGGCAGCAGUAGCAGCGGGCGGGGCGAGCCAGUCAGAGUCCGCCAGGAAGCUGAGAGCGAGCUGCGCCGUGUGUCUCCUCCUCCGCCUCGUUCCCCGGACAAAGCCGCCGCGGUCGCCGCCGCUACCGCUACCACCCCCGCCCCUUCGUUUCUCCUCCCCCAUCCCUCACCAAUAGUUCACCUCGGAACGACGCCUCUGCCGGACGGAGCCAUGUCGGCCAGCAGCCUCUUGGAGCAGAGACCUAAGGGCCAAGGUACCAAAGUGCAAAAUGGAUCAGUGCAUCAGAAAGAUGGAUUAAAUGAUGAUGAUAUUGAACCUUAUUUGAGUCCUCAGGCCAGACCGCUCCAGUUGGCUUGUCUGCAUCCUGUCCCCCACUUGUCCCGGAUAUCAAGUAAAGUGACUGCAGAACCUUGGUCGGAUGAAAAGAAAAGAGCUGGGUGUUGCCAGCAUUCUUAUGACACCUCAUGCCAGAACAACGCAUACACUGCAAUGUCUGAUUCCUACAUGCCGAAUUACUACAGUCCAUCCAUUGGAUUCUCCUACUCUUUGGGUGAAGCUGCUUGGUCUACUGGGGGUGAUCCACCAAUGCCCUACUUAACAUCAUAUGGACAGCUAAGCAAUGGAGAACCUCACUUUCUCCCGGACGCCAUGUUUGGACAGCCAGGGGCCCUUGGCAGCACACCAUUUCUUGGUCAGCAUGGAUUUAAUUUUUUUCCAAGUGGGAUUGACUUCUCAGCUUGGGGCAAUAACAGUUCUCAGGGGCAGUCAACUCAAAGUUCUGGGUAUAGUAGCAACUAUGCUUAUGCACCAAGCUCAUUGGGUGGAGCCAUGAUUGAUGGACAGUCUGCUUUUGCCAGUGAGACCCUGAAUAAGGCACCUGGCAUGAAUACCAUAGACCAAGGGAUGGCAGCCUUGAAGCUAGGCAGCACUGAUGUAGCAAGCAAUGUCCCAAAAGUUGUUGGCUCUGCUGUUGGCAGUGGAUCUAUUGCCAGCAAUAUUGUAGCUUCUAACAGUUUGCCCCCUGCUACCAUUGCUCCUCCAAAGCCAACAUCCUGGGCUGAUAUUGCCAGCAAACCAGCAAAACAACAACCCAAGCUGAAGGCCAAGAAUGGCAUUGCAGGAUCAAGUCUUCCACCGCCCCCCAUAAAACAUAACAUGGAUAUUGGAACUUGGGAUAACAAAGGGCCAGUGACAAAAAAUCCUUCCCAGGCUUUAGUUCAGAAUAUUGGUCAACCACCAACCCAAAUAUCUCCCCAAUCAGUGGGUCAGCAAAUGAGUAACAGCCCACCAGCAGUGCAGCCUUCAGCAGGACAACAACAACAACCCCUGCCACCUCCACCACCCCAAUCAACUCAGCUGCCAGUUCAGCAACAGGCAGCUCAGCCUGCCCGCUGGGUUGCACCUCGUAACCGUGGCAAUGGGUUUGGCCAGAAUGGAGUGGAUGGUAGUGCAGUUGGACAGUCUCAAGUCACUUCUGGUUCUGCCCCUUCGGAGCCGCACCCAGUCUUGGAGAAGUUGAGAUCCAUCAACAACUAUAAUCCUAAGGAUUUUGAUUGGAACCCGAAACAUGGUCGGGUUUUCAUUAUCAAGAGUUAUUCUGAGGAUGAUAUUCACCGUUCCAUUAAGUAUAACAUCUGGUGCAGUACAGAGCAUGGUAAUAAGAGACUGGAUGCUGCUUACCGCUCCAUGAACGGAAAAGGUCCUGUUUACUUACUGUUCAGUGUCAAUGGCAGCGGUCAUUUCUGCGGAGUUGCAGAAAUGAAAUCUGCUGUGGACUACAACACAUGCGCAGGCGUGUGGUCCCAGGACAAAUGGAAGGGACGCUUUGAUGUCAGGUGGAUUUUUGUGAAGGACGUUCCCAACAGCCAACUCCGGCACAUUCGCCUAGAGAACAAUGAGAAUAAACCAGUGACCAACUCCAGGGACACUCAGGAGGUUCCUCUGGAAAAGGCUAAGCAGGUGCUGAAAAUCAUUGCUACCUACAAGCACACCACUUCCAUCUUUGAUGACUUCUCACACUAUGAGAAACGCCAGGAGGAGGAGGAAAAUGUGAAAAAGGAACGUCAAGGUCGUGUCAAGUAAAAUGGUGGGCCCUUCCACAGAGACUGCAGCAGACAUGCUGCAGUGUGGAUAUCUUUCAGAAAGGAAGAAAAACUACACCAGAGAAAAUUAGAACUUGUUUCAUUGACUUCAUACAAACUCUUAUAAACUUACAGUUUUAAAAAAAGUAUUGGAAUUUCACAAGAGACAUAGGACUUAAAAACAAAACAAAAAAAACCUUCUAGGUAGAGUAGAGGUGAAAACUGUCCCCUUUCUUUUGGCUUUGGUUGUGAUUUCAGAGCAUACGCUUUGGUUUUUUGUCUUUUUACUAUGUUGAGCGGAUUUUGAAGUCCGCAAGUGGCAUAUGCCUUUUCCUCUAAUUUUUAAACCUGCUGCUUCCCUGGUUUCCUGACCUUCUGAAACCCUCUUUCUUCUGGUUUUUUUUUUGGCAUUUGCACUUGGAACACCGAGUUGUGACUUUCUUUUGGACAUCUACCAUGGAAAGUGGAAUGAAUAACUUUUUUUCCAUGGACUGGAAGAGGAAUUUUAUGAAGAAUGUGAGUUUUUUAUGCCUAGAAGAUUUGAAUGGAAUCUGUCAGCAAGGUCAUGUCUGAGGGGUGGUUCAUUUUCUCUCAGUCAGAUACGAGGAGUCCUAAGAAAUGUUCUGUUCUUGUGCAUUAUAUGGAUUACAGAUUAAGUCUGGCUUGAUUUGAUUUGAAGGCUGAGAAGAGAACAGUGGUAAAAACUUGUUUGUUUACAGGAAAAUUAAUUUUGGAAGAAAAAUAUUGUAAACUGUGUAGUGAAUGUUUCUUCAGUUUUCUUGUUAAGCCAAUGAGGAAUGGGCGCUGCCUUUCUUUCACCAUUAAUCACUUCUCAGUAAUAAACGUGAGAUCCUGUUGAGCAUCA
Messenger RNA from Rhineura floridana, 3200 nucleotides. RefSeq names its product YTH N6-methyladenosine RNA binding protein F2 (gene YTHDF2). Gene Ontology annotation, biological process: mRNA destabilization. The transcript has 6 exons. Lineage: Eukaryota; Metazoa; Chordata; Lepidosauria; Squamata; Rhineuridae. Gene Ontology annotation, molecular function: mRNA binding; N6-methyladenosine-containing RNA reader activity. The coding region runs from base 465 to 2336 and encodes 623 amino acids. Gene Ontology annotation, cellular component: cytoplasm. The record is from RefSeq and is a predicted model, not a curated record.